AUGGACAAGUACAAAAUAUUAACUUUAAUAAUAAGCAUAUGGACGUUACGAGUUCGUUGUAAUUACGAUGGCAGACCCAAGAUUUGGAGUUCUAAUGGGAACCUCUACUUUGAAACAGCUAGAGGAAAGAGUAUUUAUUUACGUACCCAUGGACCAGGAUCAAGUGUUAUCCUUGGUGAUAAUAAUCUGAUCACCGAUGCCAAACCGGACAACACAAUAGUACCAGCAAUCAAUGAAAUAGACAACCUUGCUUAUGCUUUGAACGACGUCAUUAAAAGACUCCGAGGGUUAGAGAAUGGCAAUUUCGUAUCUCAAGAUAAUUUCCUAAGGAAUUGCUCAAUUUUAUCUAGAAGGAUUAAUAGAAUAGCGAAUACACUGAGCCACUUGGAAAGCCAAGUUAACAGCUGGUCUGGAGAUCAAUGUCAAAUUCAUACAUGUCAAAAUGGAGGAACUUGUCUUAAUUUAGCUGGAGGCUUCCACUGCCUGUGUCCAUCAAAUUGGGAAGGUAGAAACUGUGAGAUAGAUGUUGAUGAAUGCCUCAUUUAUAACGGCACAGAUUUAGGUUGUCAAAAUGGAGCAGACUGCAAAAACCAACCGGGGACCUACGAAUGUAAAUGCAACACGGGGUGGUUCGGUACCCACUGUACAAGGAGAAAGUUGGACUGUUCUGCAGGCAAUGAUGAAAUGUGCGGGCACGGAGCAUGUGUGUCAGUGAAUUCAAAAGAAGGAAUUGAGUGUAUUUGUGACCAAGGAUGGACUAAAAAUAGCAGUGUCGCCUGUACAACAGACGUGGACGAAUGCGACACUAGUUUAGGCUCGCGAUGUUCAACAAAUCCGAAAGUGGAAUGCAUUAAUCUUCCUGGUUCCUUCAGAUGUGGACAAUGUCCUUCAGGAUUUCAUGGAGAUGGAUAUGUGUGUUAUGAUAUAGACGAAUGUGCGAUUAAUAACGGCGGUUGCAGCUCAAUGGUGUCAUGUCACAAUACAGUCGGAUCUCGCUUAUGUGGCGCUUGCCCUCCAAGUUUCAUCGGUGACGGAAUCACGUGCACGUGGAGAGGCUCCUGCAAUAUCGAUCAUGGAGGAUGUCAUCCAUCAGCCAGGUGUGUAGAAAAUGUGGGACUUGGCGGCGGACCUCAAUGUGAGUGCCCUCAAGAUAUGGAAGGCAAUGGAAUCGGCACCCAUGGAUGUUAUGUCGCUGCGGAUAAUGGUACAAGGAGUUGUGAAGCUAACCCCUGUGGUUCAAAUGGAAGGUGUCAUAUGGUUCGUGGAGGUUACACGUGCUUCUGUUUACAAGGAUUUACUGGUGCUCAUUGCGAUAUUAAAACUGAUAGUUGCGCGUCAAAUCCAUGUAAGAAUGGAGGAGUCUGUAAACCUGAUCAUAGUACUGGAUUUAGAUGUGAAUGUACCUCACAAUUCAUAGGUAAUCUUUGCCAGGAACGGUCUUAUUGUGGAAGCAUAUUGCGAGCUGAAGAAGGUAAUCUUUUCUAUCCAUUAACAAACAUAGCUUCCGAAAGCAAUUCUAAGUGUGCCUGGCUUAUUCGUACUGAUCCAGAUAAAGUUAUCAACGUAACAUUUAGUCGAUUCCACUUGGAGCGUUCGCCUGAUUGUAAUUUUAAUUUCUUAGAAAUUCACGAUGGUCGCAACACUGCCGAUCCUCUCAUAGGAAGAUUUUGUGGCGACGAUCCACCGAAUGGAGGCAAUAUUGUUUCAAACCAGCAUAACUUGUAUUUGUGGUUCCUGACAAAUAGCGUUGAUAAUCGAAAUAGAUUUGCACUACAUUGGAACAGUAUAGCACCUAUUUGUGGUGGUGAAGUAAAUGCUACAAUACAUGGUUCUAUUAGUUCUCCCGGCUCACCUGGUUGGCCCGAUAAAUACAGCAGGAACCUCGACUGCAUUUGGGUGAUAAAAGUACUAACAGGACAACAAAUCAGACUAAAUAUAACUCAGUUCGAUGUUGAAGAACCAGGUGUUUUUAAUGGAUGUCAUGAUUACUUAAGAGUGAGGAAUGGUCCGUCUGAAUCGUCUCCUGUGAUUGGUGAAUAUUGCGGUAAAUUCAAAUGGAAAUCAGUUACUUCUAUGGCCAACACCAUUUAUAUACAUUUCCAUUCUGACGCAUGGACUAGGGGCGGUGGAUUUCAAAUCGAAUGGGAUAGCACAGUCACCGGUUGUGGAGGCACAUUUACAGGUUCAGUUGGAUUCAUAUCAUCACCGAACUAUCCAGAAAAAUAUGCAGAGAGCUCUGAAUGUUUUUACAGGAUUGUUACAAAUCCUGGUUCAAAAAUAAAAUUAAAGUUUUCAGUUUUUGAACUAGAACAAUUUUGUGAUGAUUACGUCGAAAUUUUUGAUGGUCGAGAUCCCGAAUCCCCAGGUUUAGGAAGAUAUUGUAAAAUGCCUCCUGUCAUUAUAACUACAAGCAACUUCGCAUUUAUAAAAUUUAGAUCUGAUUUUGCGAUGAAUGGUAAGGGCUUUUUACUAGACUACGAAGCAAUAUGCAACAAUAAUGUUACUGGACAAUACGGAGUUAUCGAAAGCUUGAAUUAUCCUGAUAGUUAUCCGGGUAACAAGAAUUGUACAUGGAUUAUCAGUGUACCAAAAGGUAACAAAAUCAAUGUAACUUUUACUAAUUUUAAUAUUGCAAGUGCACAACCGAUGUACGGCAGCUAUUACAAUAGAUUUUUGUUUAAUCGUCCUUAUCCACUUGAACAGCGAUCAACUUGCGAAGAUUAUCUUCUAAUAGGCGAGCCGAAUUUUAUAAACGCUAAACCGCGAUAUUGUGGUUUCAAUAUACCACCACAAAUGAGUACAAAUGGAAACACAUUACAAAUAUCUUUUAAUACAGUAAAUAAAAUGAGAUUGUUCAAAUAUUCAGGCUUUAGACUAGAAUGGUUGAGCUACGGUUGCCAAAAUCACAUCAAGAAAAGUUUUGGCAUGUUUAAUAAAACGGCAUCAUCUAGUGAUCAGAUAGAGUGUUAUUGGUUGAUAGAAACGCCCGCUGGGUCAAGUGUAAUGCUUCAAGUUACGAAAGUGUACGUACUAGAGACGACCGGCUGUAACACUGAUGCUAUAGAAAUAUAUAAUGGUCCCGAUGAACAUUCACCACUUCUUACUAAAUUCUGUCAUAACACUGCAACAGUACAGUCGACGUCAAAUUUGUUACUUUUGAAACUGAUAAAGAACUCAUCACUAAAAGAUUUACAUUUUACAGCACAUUUUCAUUCAGUACCUUUGACCUGUGGUGGUUAUAUGAACGCGCCAUCUGGUAUUAUAACUUCAAAAAAUUAUCCCAAAAAUUAUGAGAGUAAUUUGGACUGCGUUUGGACAAUUACAGUAUUGCAUGGUCAUCGAGUAAGGCUUGAAUUUAUGGAUAUAGACUUGAAUUAUUCAGAAAAUGACUGUAGUGAUUCCAUAAGAUUAUUCGACACGAAACAUGGAAUAUUAAGUAGCAACUACUCUUAUAUUAUUUGCAAUAAGCUGUCACAAAAAGUAUAUACAUCGAAAGAAAACAUGUUGCGAGUUCAAUUUAUAACAAAUAAAGGAAUAACUGCUAGAGGAUUCAAAGCCACUUUUUCCACGGUAUGUGGUGGUGUUAUAACAGCGUCAGAAAACGGAAUUAUAAAUGCUGAUAAUUUUAUAAGUCAAUCAAAUUACAGCUGCAUUUGGACUAUUCUCGCGCCAAGAUUAGAACAAAGGGUGUCAUUAACGUUAACGCAUUUAUCGUUACCUAUUCAUAAUGAUCAAAGGACAAAUCAAACGUGUCCCAAUUCUUAUCUGAGAGUACUUGAUGGAAAUGAUGAAAAUGCCCCACUUAUUGACGAGUACUGUGGCCGCACGGUGCCUCCGACGAUAGUUAGUCAUGGAAAUGCACUCACAGUUUAUCUUGGAACACAUGAUGAUAGAAUUUCUGGAACAUUUUCAGCGUAUUAUUCAUCUGUGAAUUCCGCAUGUGGCGGAACUUUAACUUCAGAAAGUGGUGUCAUUGCUUCACCGAACUAUCCUUCUUCAUAUCCUGUUAACGCUCAUUGCGAAUGGACACUUAAAACAUCGCCUGGAAACAAGGUCGCAAUUAAUAUCGACAUGUUGGAUAUAGAUUUCUCUGAAGAGUGUAACGAAGACUACCUAGAAAUUCGCGAAGGUGACGGGGCCGGCAAAAUACUAGGACUUUAUUGUGGCAAUGUGCUUCCCAGCAAUACUACUUCAGCGUCACAAUUAUUCAUCCAAUUCCGUAGUGAUAACAAAAACCCUGGUCGCGGAUUCCUUCUUCAUUAUAAUUUCAUUCACGGAAAUGAUAUUACCGAUUUAGAUUAUGGUGAAAUAGCCUCUCCACUGUAUCCACUCUCGUUUGAGGGCACGGGUGAGUAUUGGUGGCGUGUGACCACCAGUAACGGAAUUAUUAAUAUAAAAGUUGACAAAUUACUAAUACACUCUCAUAGUGAAAUUUGCGAAAACAACUUAAGUAUUUACGAUGGAUAUGAUGAAGAUGCACCUCUUUUGAAAAAUCUCUGUGGAGCUUUACACAAUAGCGAAGAAAUAAUGCGAACCACAUCUAAUGCUGCGUAUAUUAAACUGACUUUAAAUGAACCACACGCGGGAGCUUUUUUUCAUCUUCAGUGGUCUCGUGGAGAUAGAGAUUUAGAUCAAGCUAUGGCUAAAUCAAACUGUGGCAGAAAUAACACCAUUACUAUAGGCCCUGAAUUUUUUACUGAAUAUUUUUCCACACCAAAUUAUCCUGAUCAUUAUGACAAUAAUCUUCAUUGUGAAUGGGUAUUCAAGACUACACUUGGUCGACAUUUACAAUUGCUGUUUUCUGAUUUCGAUAUUGAAGAACGGGAGCCAUGUACUCUUGGCGAUUAUGUAUCUAUAUUUGAAUCGAAUGUACCAGCGGAAUGGAAACCAGUGAAAGAAAAUUUAUGUCUAUACAAAGAUAUUAAAGGAUCUUUUGAAGCUUCUACUUUUAUGAAAAUUAUUUUCCAUAGUGAUUUCUCACACACAAGAAAGGGAUUCCUUGCUCAAGUUAUGUCUACAUGCGGGGCUAAUUUAACUGAUUCAUCGGGAUUCAUUGAGGUUACUGUUUUUGAUUUUAAAGGAUUACCUUAUAGAUGUGAUUGGAGAGUAAAAGUUCGUUUAGGUCGUCGCAUAAAAUUAGAGUUCAUAAAUUUUAAUAUCACCAAUACAGAAAACAACUGUAAAACCUAUAUUGUUUUGCGCAAUGGUGAAUCUUUGGAUUCUCCUAAACUAUCCAAUGGUAAAUACUGCGGUUAUUCACAUGAAAAUAGGAGUGCAAUGAUAACAUCUGGAAACAGCUUGCUUGUUAGUUUUAUUACGAAUGAAAGAAAUUACAAUCAAAAAUUUAAACUGCAUUAUGAAGAAAUGCAAAGUAAUUGUGGAUUUCAAUCUAAGUUAGAUGCCGAUCAUACUUGGGAAAUUAUAAGCUCGCCUAACUAUCCUAAUGUUCCUGAUCCUUACACUGAAUGCAACUGGGUUAUUACUGGACCUGUUGGAGAAAUAUUAAGAGUUGACUUUAUAGACAGAUUUGAUAUUCGCAAAAAAGAGGACUGUGAUUCAGAAUUUGUAGAAAUCCAUGAUGGUUCAUCAGCUCUUUCGCCCAGCAGAGGACAAUACUGUGGUAAUAAACCAGGAACUAUUAAAUCAACGAGUAAUUCCGUUUUUAUUAAGUAUUUAACAGAACUUUCGGAGCCUAAUAAUGGAUUUAAAGCCAAUGUAUCAAUAGACAUUUGUGGUGGGACUAUAAUUUCUUCCCAGGGUGAGAUCACGUCACCCGGGUACCCUAACACGAUACAUUUACCUCCAGGAACUGUACUGUAA
Amyelois transitella is the source of this 5820-nucleotide messenger RNA. Its product is annotated as cubilin. The record is from RefSeq and is a predicted model, not a curated record. Lineage: Eukaryota; Metazoa; Arthropoda; Insecta; Lepidoptera; Pyralidae. The coding region runs from base 1 to 5820 and encodes 1939 amino acids. The transcript has 3 exons. Gene Ontology annotation, molecular function: calcium ion binding.